AUGGCAGGCGGGAAGGAAAAAGGCAAACGAACAGCAGCAGCACCGGCGCCGGCGCACCUACAAGAGCAAACACGGACGACGACUUCAGUUAUUAGAGCUGAUCCGAAUCUUGGUUACAAACUUCGCGUUCUUUUGCACGACUUUAGAAGUAUCCGUACCAACCGUGCUGCCCAGGAGCGAAUAUCCCAGACAAUAGACCCCCUCUACAUCAGUGCUCCUUACUUUACACCGGAGGAGGCCACGCGUAUCAAAGGAGCUAUCGUGAAUACAUAUACCAAUAUCAACGAAUGUAUUGACGGCCAGGACUUCGGUGAGGACUCGGAACAGGAAGAGAAGACAAAACCGGUAUUUCAGUCUCAAACCCAAACUGCCGAAGAAAUGAUACAGUCCCAUUUCGCCAAUUUCCUAGAGAAAAGAAAACCAAGCGGCGACUCUCGACCAUGUGGACCACACGAUAUGGCUCCUAUAUACCAAAGCAUUUUUGGUAUCGCCGGAACAGAGCUAGAAGAGGAGAACUUCUUGCGCCGACUUCGAAGAGCGGGAUUGAAAAUGAACUAG
This is a messenger RNA of Annulohypoxylon truncatum, 558 nucleotides long. RefSeq names its product putative C6 transcription factor. The coding region runs from base 1 to 558 and encodes 185 amino acids. The transcript has a single exon. The record is from RefSeq and is a predicted model, not a curated record. Lineage: Eukaryota; Fungi; Ascomycota; Sordariomycetes; Xylariales; Hypoxylaceae.